Molecule: messenger RNA, 902 nt
Organism: Aspergillus ochraceoroseus IBT 24754
Lineage: Eukaryota; Fungi; Ascomycota; Eurotiomycetes; Eurotiales; Aspergillaceae
Exons: 1
Coding region: 350-745 (131 amino acids)
Source: RefSeq, a predicted model, not a curated record
UAUUGUAUUACCUUGAGCUCUGUUCUCAUCUAUUUGCCGGCGUCUAUUUGCUGACUUGGCUUCUGCUAUUCUCGCCGGUAGAUCAAAGUUGCCCACCAUGUAUAUGUUCAAGUUUCUCGCUACCGCUUGGAUUUGUUUUGUUCAAGUUGCUCUUGCAAACCCGGGAGUUGCGUUCACCAAGUGGCCAGACACUGUUUACACUGAAAAACCUACCAACAUUUACUGGGCCAGUGAAUCCAAUAGCGUAAGGUCCCCGGUCUUCCCUAUUAAUUAAUCAAAUCCUAACCUUUAUUUCGUGUAGCCUGUAACCAUUACCUUGCGCAAAGGCGAAUCCGGAAACCUCCAAACCAUGAAAGUCUUGACAACACAGGCCACAGGUGGUGCCUUCACAUGGACUCCAGACAAGUCUCUCCCUGAAGGAACUGAUUACGCCCUGCAAAUCGAUCAAAAUGGCGAUAUCAACUACUCAGGUCUGAUGACACUCGCAAAGGAGCCAGGUAAAGAGCCUAAGCCCGCUCCUUCCAGGCAGAUCCCUACAGCCUCAACCUCUCCUCUUGGUGGCAUCGGAACAGGUGUUGCGAAGGGUAACAAUGGACAUAUUACACUGAAUCCAUCCUCCUCUCGCUUCAAUGCGACUUCCAACAAAAGCACUUCGGAAAAGUUCACAGGGGGUGCUUCCUUGAAUUACCUUUCUCUGGAGUUAGCUCUGAGUAUUGUGGCUGCCAUUGCCGUCUUUGCGGUUUAGAGGAGAGUCAUGACAAGACUUUCUCUAGGAUGUGUUCUAAAAUCCCACACAAAAAUACCCGAAUGUCCGCAAGGUAGUCUCCAGUGUUAAGGUGUAUGUAUAUAUUUAGGGCCGGAAUUAUUCGUAUACAGUUCGUUGCAGGCGCCACUGCGGUGCG